Messenger RNA from Ceratina calcarata, 1450 nucleotides. RefSeq names its product ubiquitin-like protein 7. Gene Ontology annotation, biological process: ubiquitin-dependent protein catabolic process. The transcript has 4 exons. Gene Ontology annotation, cellular component: cytosol. Bases 115 to 1182 code for a protein of 355 amino acids. The record is from RefSeq and is a predicted model, not a curated record. Lineage: Eukaryota; Metazoa; Arthropoda; Insecta; Hymenoptera; Apidae. Gene Ontology annotation, molecular function: polyubiquitin modification-dependent protein binding.
GCGUAAACCGCAGGAGACAUGAUGAAAAAUGAAGAGGAUGAUUUCGUAAAACUGAAUAGUGCAUAACCAUAUCGAUUUCAAGUCAUUCGGUUAUACCUCGUUUCAGUGACGAAAAUGAGUUCCGAAUUAACAUUAGGCGUACGCCUAGACCCUCAAACAUUGACUACGAUUAAAUUAAGUGACAUUAAUUUCAAAACAAAAGUCGAGGAGCUGAAGCAAGAAACGGCUGGGAGAGUUAACCUCUCCAAAGACCUAUUCGAAUUAAUUUAUUGCGGAUGCAUCCUCGAAGAUGAUCAAACUUUGGAAUACUACGGUUUGAAAAACGGUGCAAUGGUGCACGUAUUAAGAAAAAGGGAACGAGAGACGCUAUCGUUCCCUAGAUUCAUACCAGAAGACAGUAUUUUACAACUACUCCGAAGCGCUUUGAACGGUUUAGGUAAAAAGCCAGAGGUUAUGGACAAUAUCAUUUCGUCUUCUCCUGGAUUGCACGAAGACGCUGUAGCGAUCGCUGUCUUACAAGAUCCUGAAUUAAUGGCAUGUUUCACAGACGUAGACACUGUCCGAAGAUUCGCGAAGGCACAUCCGGUUUUGGUCGAAGCUGCUCAGAACAUAGCAGCUGCAGUGCAUGCGGAGGUGCAUAAGAACGCGACGACUGGCUCGAACUCCUUGCCAAAUUCACAGCCUGCAGCCUGCCCUUACAAUUUAGACAAUUUAAGCGACGAUGAGGAGAUGGCAGGAGACUCGUCUCAAUCCUCGGAUUCCACACAGCCGACGAAUCUGCCCGUACCUUCUAACGUGCCCGCCACUGUGCCUUCGAACGUAACCUCGAACGUAACCUCGAACGUAACUUCUACACGGCCGAACACUGCGAUCACCACCGCACAAUUGGAAGCGUCGUUGAGCAGAGCAAGAGCCAGAAGCAGCUACUCAUCCGCGAAUCCUCCAUCGACCAGCAUUAUGAACAAUCCUGAAAUUAUAACCACGGAAAUGUUCACGCGAGCGAUGCAGCAAGUGCACGCGCCGGCUAUUACGCCUCGGGCGAUUGAAUUACGGAGGUUAUUGGGACAGAUGCACGAAUUAGGACUGCGUAAUGACACUCUUAACCUCCGCGCGUUGUAUUUAACCAAUUGCGACGUCCAAGCAGCGAUCGAACUCGUGUUCAGUGGCUUUGGCAGUAAUUAAGUUCGAAAUUAGAGUCUGUGAUCUGUUAGCGUUGCACGCAGAACGUAUAAAUUGUACGUCUCUUACUUUUAAAUCUUAUAACCUAAAAAAAAUAAGGAAAUUUUCGUUAAUCGGUUAAUUGACACGGCGCAACAUCGCUAAGGAUUUCGUCGGAUCACUAAAAGCGUUAUGGCUUGUUUAUAUACUUUUGAUAAUCUUAUUGAUAAUCAUAUUUUAUACAGUUUUGUUAAAUGUACAUAAAGCGAUUAAAUAAAGCGAUAACAAUUCG